Molecule: messenger RNA, 1111 nt
Organism: Zingiber officinale
Lineage: Eukaryota; Viridiplantae; Streptophyta; Magnoliopsida; Zingiberales; Zingiberaceae
Product: protein tesmin/TSO1-like CXC 5
Exons: 3
Coding region: 326-661 (111 amino acids)
Source: RefSeq, a predicted model, not a curated record
CGUCUUCAUCGUCUCUCGUGCUCCAAAGAUUUCCAGCAUCCGAACAAUAAAAAACCCAUCUUUAUCUCCAUGCGAUUUAGCCUCCCCGGCCCGCCGUCUCUUCUUGCGGCGGAUCUCCUCCUCUUGACUGUCUCUCAGACUCUGGAGAUCCCCGGAGACUAACUCCCCUCGUUGCCCCCUUUCCAGAUUUGGCUUCUUGGUCUAAGAUGUGUUUGCUCGUCCCGACUUGGGGAGGGUUUUAGAUACUUCACUAAGGAGUACAAUUGGGAAGGAAUUAUUCGGAGGGCUUGACGAAUAGAUCCUCAGAUCGGCGUUGCGAACGCCAAUGGAGCAAAUUUCUCAACCUAAGUCAACGUCGCCCGAUGUCCCUCCUAGAAAACUCGUUCGCCAGCUGGAUUUCACGGCCUCGGUCUAUGGUGGAGGUUCCACUACGGCGACACUACCUGUGGCCCUUGAUCCGUCGCAGUCACAGUGGCUACCUCUGCACCCGCCGGCUUCUCUGCCCAUGUCGCUUUCGUCAAUUUCUUCGAUUUUUGUAGCCACAAAGCCACAAUCACCCAAGUCAAGACAAGACACGCAACCAGUCUACAAUACUAAAGAUGAUACACCAACAAGAAAGAGGAAUUGCAACUGCAAACAUUCAAAAUGCUUGAAGCUGUGACAGAUGCAAAAUAAAGUCCAAGUGUGACUUGGCAAAAGUGAAGUCCCGGAGGUGAGGAGGCUCUUGGCAAAGAAAGACCUGACAACAAGGACAAAGCCAAAGGAAGCUGUUGAAGGUAAGGCGUGAAGGAUGGGAAAGCAUCGAGGGACACAAGGCUGAUGGAGGAAACUAGAAGGCAAGGUCAAAGUUGUAAAGGCAAGUUUGGGUUCUACUAGUUGACUGGUAUAUCAAUCGAUUGCCCAGUCGAUUGGGGAGCGAAUAGAAGGUUCUGUUCGCUCAGCCCAUGAAGGCCAGUCGACUGAUUGGGUUGAUGACGUAUAGAAUCCACAAAUCCUGAAUACAGCAGUAACCAUUACCUACAUGUUUAUCAAUUGAUUGGUGAUCGAGAUUUAGUGUAUCUCAAUAUAAAAGCUUUAGAACUUGGAGAAGAGCAUACACUUUCAUUUGAUA